This is a messenger RNA of Elgaria multicarinata webbii, 3857 nucleotides long. RefSeq names its product vacuolar protein sorting 4 homolog B (gene VPS4B). The transcript is spliced from 11 exons. Gene Ontology annotation, biological process: vacuole organization; endosomal transport. The record is from RefSeq and is a predicted model, not a curated record. Gene Ontology annotation, molecular function: ATP binding; ATP hydrolysis activity. Lineage: Eukaryota; Metazoa; Chordata; Lepidosauria; Squamata; Anguidae. Bases 266 to 1588 code for a protein of 440 amino acids.
CGGCUGCGGUACGUGACGUCAGCAGGGUCUAGCGGAAGCGGAAGAACAGUUUGGUUUUCAUCCCGACCGGCUGUGGGAUUGGGUUGAGGAAGUAGGAAGAGGCCCAGAACUUUUUGAAAACAUAUAAGUAUAUUGUUUUCGCCCUUCUUCCGCGCAACGGAGGAGGUUUUUGCGGGGGCUUCAGCGGGUAACGUCUCAGUAGGGGGCCCUUUCAGCUUCCUUGGCCCAUUCUCUCUUCGCCCCCUCCCCGUCCGCCCCGCCCAUCAUGGCGGCUUCAUCUAACCUGCAGAAAGCAAUAGACCUUGCUAGCAAGGCGGCACAAGAAGAUAAAGCAGGGAACUUUGAGGAAGCCCUCCGUUUGUAUCAACAUGCUGUCCAAUAUUUCCUCCAUGUUGUCAAAUAUGAAGCACAGGGUGAUAAAGCAAAACAAAGCAUAAGAGCAAAGUGUACAGAGUAUCUGGACAGAGCAGAAAAGCUGAAGGAAUAUCUGAAAAAAAAAGAAAAAGCUCCCCUCAAACCAGUGAAAGAAUCUGGUCCAGCUGAUGAAAAAGGGAAUGAUAGUGAUGGGGAAGGCGAAUCAGAUGAUCCUGAGAAAAAGAAGCUGCAGAAUCAACUUCAAGGGGCCAUAGUCAUGGAGCGACCAAAUGUGAAAUGGAAUGAUGUUGCUGGCCUAGAAGGAGCAAAAGAAGCCCUUAAAGAAGCAGUAAUAUUGCCUAUUAAAUUUCCUCAUCUUUUCACAGGGAAGAGAACACCCUGGAGAGGGAUCCUUCUGUUUGGACCCCCAGGAACAGGGAAAUCCUACUUGGCAAAAGCUGUUGCAACAGAAGCUAACAAUUCUACGUUCUUCUCGGUAUCUUCUUCUGACCUUGUCUCAAAAUGGUUGGGGGAAAGUGAAAAGCUGGUGAAGAAUCUAUUCCAGCUUGCCAGAGAAAAUAAGCCUUCGAUUAUCUUCAUUGAUGAAAUUGAUUCUCUGUGUGGGUCCCGAAGUGAAAAUGAAAGUGAGGCAGCUCGACGGAUUAAGACCGAGUUUCUAGUUCAGAUGCAAGGAGUUGGAACAGACAACGAAGGGAUUUUGGUUCUGGGAGCUACAAACAUACCUUGGGUUCUAGAUUCUGCCAUCAGAAGAAGGUUUGAGAAGCGCAUUUACAUUCCCUUACCUGAGGAUCAUGCAAGAAGUGCAAUGUUUAAGCUUCACCUUGGCACUACACAAAACAGCUUGACUGAAUCAGAUUAUCGAGAGCUGGGAAAGCGAACUGAUGGCUACUCGGGUGCUGAUGUCAGUAUAAUAGUAAGAGAUGCCCUAAUGCAGCCUGUCAGGAAAGUUCAGUCGGCUACACACUUCAAAAAAGUGAAAGGACCAUCAUUAUCUGAUCCAAAUGUUCUAGUAGAUCUGUUCACCCCAUGCUCUCCAGGAGAACCCAGUGCCAUUGAAAUGACAUGGAUGGAUGUGCCAGGAGAUAAACUACAGGAGCCUGUUGUUUCCAUGGCUGAUAUGUUGAGGUCAUUAGCCAACACAAAACCCACUGUGAAUGAACAUGACCUGGAAAAACUAAAGAAGUUCACGGAAGACUUUGGACAGGAAGGCUAAUCCAAAGACCGUUGUGACGCUAAACUUCCUUUUUUUGGUAUUCCUGCCUCUCUAUUGCCAACAAAUGAAUCACUCCUUCCUUUAUUUCAAUAUGAACUGAAGAGCCAUUUGCGAGGACCGUUGAGAGCUUUUGUAUAUCACUUUCCAGAAAUAUCUAUUAAAUGUCUUCUUCUGAUACUAGGACCUUGGUGGCAAAGAAGAAGGAAAACACAUAAAUUUAUUGUAAAAAUUGGCAGCCCCUUCAGGUAUAAUUGCAGUUAUUUUAGUUUAGAUUUUAGGUAAUAUAUAUUAUUUCUAGUUUAUAAAUAUUUAUAAACUUCUAUAGGCCUAAAAGAAAACAACGUAAAGGGGGGGCGCGGAAGAUCUGUUUGGCUGCCAGGUGUUUUCAGGGUCAGUCAGUUUGCCUGCAAAAACAUUCUUCAUCUGGACUUAUGCAUCAGAAUUUGGUAGUAUGUGUGGCGAAUAGGAGUUAAAAAUACAACAAAGACAUUGGUUGGGAAGAGGAAAAGGAGGCCUUGUAUUUAAAUAUAGGCCAGCACUUACUGAGUACGACCCCCAACUAAUACUUGUUUUGUUUUCUGCUGUGUGCUAUUUAGACAUUGCCUUAAAAGCAAAAAAACAUUGUUUUUAAUAACUCACCAAUAGACACCUGUCACUGUGCAAUCUACCAGAGAAUAGACUUUAAAUGUAAAUAUUGUGGAAGGUUUUUCCCACUCUGGGUUCAUCCAGCUUUAUUCUUUGUAGGAAUUUAAACUUAAGUAUGGAACAUAUUCUGUUUGAUAAGAAUCCAUAGGCAAGCCUACAAACAGAAUUUUUGCCAGCCAUUUGAUAAGGGGAAGGGAAGGUGUCCAGGACUUUACCUUAUUUUCAAAGAAAUGUUGGGAUCAAGUACAGAUGGGCCUAGUGAAACAGUUCUGAGGUGCCAUACGGUCAACCUAGAAACAUCUAGCUUAUUCGUAAUAUAUAGCUAAUUAUUUUGGAAAUGGGCUGGCAUUCCUUUAAAAGGUAUAAGGGUAGCACAGGUGUUUUUUCAAAGGCCUUUGCUAAGAAUUAUGCAUCUUAGAGAAGUGCCUGAAUGUAAUUUACAACACUUCUGUUGCCCGAUUCAGAUAUCAUGCCAAACCUUACUUUAGUAUGACAAGGACAAGGUACAGCAGGCCUUGGGUUAGUGUGCUUCUUCUCUAAUGUGGCUCCAAGGAGGAGUUUGGAAGCCUCUGAUUCUAGUUUAGAUUAACUGCAGCUUGUCAAGUCUUCUAAACAUGCCAGAUUCUGGUUAAUAAGUGUUGACUGUUUGAAACAAUCCAUCCUUAGAUCAUUGUUUAAGCAAGCCAUGGUUGACAUUAAUAAUUUAGGGCUUGGCUACUAUACUAUACUAUACUAAACUGUGGUUAAUGGAAAUCAGAAGUGGAAGCUUCCAACCUCUCAGCCAUAACAAGUGAAGGGGAACAGGAAGUGUUAGAGCCCAGGACUUGCUGUGGCUUUUUAUGUCACACUAAACUGUGGUUUAGCCUGAUCAAUGCAGCCAGUGACAGCACUGAGUUUGUGCCUUUUAGGUUUGCCCUGGUUGUAGAUGAGCAAUCACUCUAUUACCAAUAUAAUACAUUGCAUUACUGUUAUAGAAGUGGACAUUAUAGAUGCUUUGUGCGUUACAAAUUUCCAUGUGAAGUACUGUAUGGUCACCUCAUAGGCUUUGUUUUUCUUUUUAUGUACAGAUUUUGUGUACUUUCUAAAAUCAUAGGACUGGUUGAAAUUUGUUCCUGAAUGAAGUAAAACAUUACAAUACAACACUAGUGUAUGUUUCGAGAGUUAUUUUCUCUUUGGGCAUCAAUUAUACUUUAAAUUGUCAAAAUAUUUGUUUAAUGAAGUUUUUCACAUAUUCUGCUCCAAAUGGCAGUUCAAAUGGCAGUUUGAGAUCUGGUAAAAGAAGAUUUAUUUGAGAACACAUCCUCAAAACUGCAUUUUACUACUGCAGUAUUUUGUUUUCAUUUAUGUUUUCAUUUUUCAGAGCACUUAGAAUUCUUUUCUGUCCUUCUCACCUGAUUUCUUACAACUUGCUUCUGGUGAAUGCUGCAUUAUAUCUGCUUUCAAAAAUGUACACCCUUGGAAAGAUUGAGGCUUGAUGCAACAUGUAGAGUUUCACGUUACAUAACUGUUAUGUGUGUUCUCUUAAACAUUUGGCACUUACAUCAUAGAAACUGUAGGUCACCGAUUAAAGCUAUUCUGUAACAGCUUAAAAUCCCAAAUGAAAUAAAGAAAUCUGAUAUUCUAA